UUCAUAUUGUAGAAGUUCUCCUUCUCUAAUUCCAUGCUCGUUAAUAUGCGCAUGCUAGGAUUUGGCACGAGUGUCAAAAAUUUCUGUUCGGAGAGCAGACGAUACACGAAUUGAGGCAGUAAUUCGUUUCUGAAACACUAAAAAGGCUUCGCAUAUUUGAUGUUUCGUCUACUUGUUCCCAAUGUCCUGUUUCUCGUAAUUAUGUUAAUGCCUUGGUUCCCAUUUUUUUCCAGGAUGUUGUAAAAUUUGCUUUUUAUUUGCUUCUUCGGGACAACCAAGUCGUGUCUUUUGCUCUUCUUGAUGAUGGCUGUUUGCGAUCUAAAAAUUAUGAAUCUUCAUGGAUUUAUCGGUUUUGGAUAUUUUAUGCUGUGCCAGCUGCGUGUAGAAAAAUGAUCGAUGGUAGAGAUAGACUUAGAUGACAGAAAGAGGCCAGCACAGAAGGACCACCCAGAACAAACUAUGUCGUUUUUAUUCUCCGUCCGCGCAAGUGGACGCAAUGUGAAGCUUACGCUUCCGAGUGCAGAUCCACUUUUAAGUGUAGUUUCCACAUUAUAUUCCCCACUACCAUCGUCGUCGUCCUUGACUUGUUUUCCAGUAGGAAAGAAGUCAAGUAGGACGUGGUGAGGAAUGUAAAAAUGUCGCAACCUCUAACACUUGUUGUGGAGAUUCUAGCCGCAGUUGAGGAGUCGGUUGGCAUACCUGCGGCAAAUCAGGUUUGGCGAGGUGGGUUUCCUCCUAAGAAGAUCGACCUUCCAGACUCGCAAGUAGGUGUCGCAGCCCUAACGUUAAGAGUGCUGUGGGAGCAGACAAAUCCAUCUUCCUUGAGAACGAAGAUCAUAUGGGAAAAAUGUCGUUCCGAAGUAAGAAGGCAAAGAGGGAACGACAUUUCCCUAUCGACAUUCUCAAUCAUGAGUGAAAGCAUUCGCUCAGCAUCUUGGUCCCAUUGUUAGAGGAAAAAGGAGACCCAAGAGGCUGCUGAAGAUGAAUUUCUCUUAGUUCUAAUAACAGCAAAAGAAGCCGGAAUCCAGAGCAGAGAUCUGAUUACGGUCGAAGAAAGCCCCACGCCUGUGCGAGAGAUAGAUGUAAGUGGCUACAAGGGGCUGAGCGAGAAUGCUGCAAGAAGCACUGGAGCAUCUUCAGUAGCGGCCUCAUCUGCAAUGCCAACAGGUUCUUCUGCCACCACUGGAGCAUCUUCCGUAGCGGCCUCAUCUGCAGCGCCAACAGGAGGUAAACAACAGCAACAAGAAGAAGCGUCCUCAACAUCUGCCGCAACUACGCAUGGCAAAAGCACAACGACUUAUCGUUACAAAGUUCCUUCGGCUAAUGAUGUAGCAGGAUCUAGCGGGAGUUUUGCGGAGCGCCAUGUAUUAUGUGUGUAGGGAAUUCUUUCAUCUCCAAAGUCUGAAUGGUUCCGGUAUUAUUUGGUAACCUGAAUUUGAUCAUAAGGGAAAACAAGAAGAGAACCAUUAGGAUCAAACUCAGGUUACUAAAUACCAGAACCAUACAAAGUCAGCUGGAAGAAGAAAACAAAGAACAAAAAGAGAGCCAGACGAUUCCUGAGAUGGAUUGCCUAUAGACCUCUAAAUGUAAUCGCGGCAGACAAUAGUUGUCUCUUCAACGCCAUCCUGUUCGACACCAAAGGCAUUGCGUCUGCGCCAUCUGCAGGCGCAUUGAACGCGGAAACUUUGCGGAAAUUCUGUGCGGACACAGUUCGGGGUGAUCCAUGCUUAUGAAUGAAGGUGAUCACUGCAUGUGUUGACAGAUUUUACCGGACUCGUUUUUGUUCAUUGCUGAUGCUGUUCCAAAGCCUACCUCUACUGGCACUGCGUUUUGGAUGAGCUAUUCUUGCCCAAGCUGCCCAACCUCCUAAUUUUACGGCUCCUUCAGUGCCCUGUGCUCGCCGGCAGACGCGCGAGCGCAUACCGCACUGCCGUCCGUGUGUCCUAGUGAGCGCGUGACUUCGCUAGUACUUACUUGCGACGCUGGAACGAGCCAAAUAGUACCGGAUACACGCCCACGCCCAGCAGUGAUACUGUUGCAGCCGCAUUGAUAUUUUUUAUCAAGAACCUAGUCCUAGACCUAGAAGUACACGCACCCUCACUACUAGUCCUAGACCUCGAAGUACACACACCCUCAUUACCAUUGCCAACGUGAUCAAGAUUAUACAACCCGUGCUACUUUCAUUACAUACCUACGACCCGUUGACACUCGCAGAGUCCGGACGAACUAGCUUAGAGUAUGCAGAUUGGAUUACGAAGAAGGAUUCCUGGGGAGGCUUUAUGGAGCUUAGCAUCUUGAGUACCGCCUUCGGUAUCCAAAUUGUCGCCGUCGACGUCAUCUCCACGCGCAUGGAGUACUUCCCGCAUGACAGCGGGAGUUUGAGCCAUCGCAUCUUCGUCUUCUUCGAUGGCAUACACUACGACGCAUGUCGCAAAGGAGGCAUGUCCGUGUUCUCGGUGAACGAUGAGGCGGUGCUGAAUGAGGUGAUGGCUGUGGCAAUUGAAUUGAAGGAGAAUAAGCAGUUUACGGAUACAGCGAAUUUUACACUACAAUGCCAACACUGUUUCAAAUUGCUGAAAGGCGAGAAGGACGCGCAGCAGCACGCGAAAGAAACAGGUCACUUCAACUUUCAGGAAGCGCCGAGGUGAGAACGAGGAGAUCGCGCAGAAGAUGCAACUUUUUUCUUUCAUUUUUUGGGUAUUCACCUGUGAAAUGAAGAACUACUACUUCAUCUACGCUGUCAAAGUCUUCGUCUUCUCCAGACGCAUAAAAGAUGAAUCGUCCUCUCUGUGAAUUGAAUCAAUUCCUCGCCAAAUGUAAAUGUUGCAUGCUGCAUCAACACGUUGACGAGCCUCAAUUUUUUGAAUUCCAAUCAAGAAUCUUCUACAUCCUCUUCCUGUGCGCAGUGGCUGUAAUCGCCUGGGAAGCGUUCCAAACGACACGACA
This is a messenger RNA of Amoebophrya sp. A25, 2946 nucleotides long. Lineage: Eukaryota; Dinophyceae; Syndiniales; Amoebophryaceae. The record is from the annotation of a GenBank genome assembly.